Molecule: messenger RNA, 2940 nt
Organism: Prionailurus viverrinus (fishing cat)
Lineage: Eukaryota; Metazoa; Chordata; Mammalia; Carnivora; Felidae
Gene: TMEM186
Product: transmembrane protein 186
Exons: 4
Coding region: 483-1169 (228 amino acids)
Cellular component (GO): mitochondrion
Source: RefSeq, a predicted model, not a curated record
GAAUCACUUCCGGCGGCAGGUAUCCGCGCGAUGGGCUAAGAAAUCAGCGGUUCCCUUCAGCACCGAAGAUGGUGCUUUAACCUGACAGAACGGGGAAGUUAUUAUGCUCUGCCUCCGCCUCCCCCGAGACGGCCAGACCAGCCUGUCCUCUGCCUCGCCCGCAGCCUGCUCAGCGUAAAGAUGACGAGGACGAAGACCCCUCCCACGUAAUAAAUACUAAAUAGUCGUCAUGCCGUACGGUUAAACUGACCUGGUGUGUGUGUGUGUGUGCGCGAGUGUCUCCGUGUGAAAAUCUGGUAACUGUACGGCAGGAACUGUGUAGGACUGCAUCAUCGCCUGGGUAUUCAUUGGGCAGGACGUCAUAUGCAAGAUUCGCCCGCAAGUGGAUGGCCUGUCCUUAGAGGCAUAAGUAACGGCAACCUCGCAGGGUUGGUGGGAGCUUGUGGGUGAGAUGCUCCGCAAACAUUCGUCGCGUGAUCAGCAUGGCUGAGUUCCCUGAGAGCAGUGGUCUCCUUUCUCCCUUCCAGGCUGCCCUCCUCCGCGCUGUGCUUCGGCGGCCCGGCCCGGCCCUGUGGAGAAGGCCUGUCUGCGGGCUGUGGUGCCGCACAGCCACCGGCCGGGAUCCAGGGAGGUGGGUGGGGAGCGGGUGCCCCACCCCGAAGGAGAAAGAGGCAGGUGCGGAGACAGAGAACUUCCAGAUGGUCUACCGGUUUGACGCCAUCAGAGCCUUCGGGUACUUGUCUCGGCUGAAGGUGGCACAGACGGCCCUCACGGUGCUGGCCCUCCCGCCUGGCUGCUACUGGUACUCGCAGGGCUUCGUGACGCUCGGCUCCCUGUGUGUUGCGGGCGGGGUGGCUGGCUUUGCCCUGGCCAUGCUCUGCUGGAUGAGCUAUUUCUUCCGAAGGCUGGUGGGCAUCCUGUAUGUGAACGAGGCGGGCACUGUGCUGCGGGUCGCGCACCUGACCUUCUGGGGCCGGCGGCAGGACACGGACUGCCCCGUGGCCGACGUGAUCCCCAUGACGGAAACCAAGGACCGGGCCCAGGAGCUGUUUGUGCGUAUCCAGCAGUACAGUGGGAAGGAGACCUUCUACCUCACCCUUCGCUACGGACGCAUCGUGGACAGAGAGCGUUUCGCGCAGGUGUUUGGGACGCUGGACUCCCUCAAGUGAAUUGGGAGCUGGGUCUCCAGCAGGAAGGCCGAGGAUGAAACAGGGGAUCGGGCACCUGAAGACUUCGGCAGGGCCUCUGGGCACCCGUCUUUUGGGAUGCACAGAGUCCUAAGACAGAAGCUAGUGAUCGCGUUUCGGAAAGAGGCCCUUAGAACCAAUUCAUACUGCAUUUGUGUGACAUUUAGUCAGAUAACGGCCAGAAGUUCACAGCUGGUUCUCGGAGGAAGCUGUGUCCGGUUCACUCAGGCAGGGCAGUGCUGUGAAAUCGGAAGUCAGGGAGGUGAGGCAGAGCAAGCUCAGGACGUGGCUUGAGCAGACUCGGGUACUGUCAGUUCUCGACUGCCUGGCCUGGAGUUCACCGUGUCUCUCAACCCUGGUUUUCCCAUCUGAGAAAGGGAAAAAUCCUGUCUCCUGGCAUGGGUGUGAAAAUAAACGGUAAAUGUCAAGGUCAGUACAAAGGUGACUUGUGCUGAAAAGCUUCCAGGCAGUCAGUAGGGCUUACCCGAGGCCUGUGCCGCCCCCAUCGGGCCUCAGCAGCAGGAAAGGACGGGAAGAAGCCCAGGUAGAGUUGGGUCGUGUGACCGUGGCGGAGGGUGCUGACCAGGCAAGCGCCGCAUCCCUUUGCCAAGGUUGUGGCCUGGGGCCCUCCUGUCUGAAGGCUCUGGUGGAUAAAACCAGGCGAGCUGUGUUCUGGUGCGUUCUUUUAUAAGCUAAAGCUAGUUGUGUGCACGAUUAGUGGUUAGUAAAAGAUGUUUGUUUCACAGUCUGUAGCAAAAUAAAGAGGAAGGAAGAUGUGAUCACCAACAGUUCCACCACUCAGAAGUCAGUGACUAGAUGCUUUAUUGUGGGGACUUCCAGUCUUUUAUUGUGUUAAAACACACAUCAUGUAAAUGUAUUCCUUCAGCCAUUUUUGAAUGUACACUUCAGUGGUAUUAAGGACGCCUACAACGUUGUGCAGCCAUCACAUCUGCUCGUUUCCAGAACGUUUUCAUCAUCCCAAGGAGAAACCCUGUACCCAUUAAACGGUCACUCCCCAUCUCCCCCUCCCUCCAUCCUCGUAACCAGUCAUCUGCUUUCUGUUUCCGUGGAUUUGCUUUUUCUGGACAUUCCACGUAAACGGAAUCGCCCACUGUGGUUUUGUGUCUGGCUUCUUCACCUGGCGUGAUGGUUCCAACGUGCAUCCAUGCUGUAGCCUGUGUGAGAGCCUCAUUGCUUUUCGUGGCUGGAUAACCACAGUGUAGACCACAGUUUGCUUAUCUGUCUGUCGAUGGACAUUUUGAUAGUUUCCACCUUUUGGCUGUUGGGAACAGUGCUGCUGUCAGAGUUGGCGCACGAGUCCCUGCUGUUGCUUCUUUUGGGGCUCCUGGAUGCCGACAGGCAGACAGGCGGAAAUAUUGGAUCUUAUGGUGACUGUGCAAGUUUUUGAGGAACUGCUGAACUUUCCCACAGCCUCCAUGUCCUUUUUUACCCGUCUCAGCCAUCCACGAGGGUUCUGGCUCCUCCACAUCCUCCUGAUGGGCAGGAGGUGGUAUCUUACCGUGCUUUCAGGCUUUUUAAAAACAUAGAUGUUAUCCUGUACCUGGAGUUGGUUUUUUUUUUUUUUUUUUUUUUUUGCUUCAUGUAACAUAGCUAUCUUACUUGUAAACACAUUAAAAAUAUUCUGUCACAAGAAGAAAAAUACCUCAUUACUAUGUGAGAUGCCUGAUGUUAACUGACCUUGUCAUAAUCGUUUUGCGAUAUAUACGUGCAUAAAUCAUUACGUUGUACACAC